Molecule: messenger RNA, 669 nt
Organism: Phytophthora nicotianae INRA-310
Lineage: Eukaryota; Oomycota; Peronosporomycetes; Peronosporales; Peronosporaceae
Exons: 3
Coding region: 1-669 (222 amino acids)
Source: RefSeq, a predicted model, not a curated record
AUGGCGCUUAACGACGAGACCAGCCACUCACGGUACAAGCAAGAAGACGCAGGAGGGUCACAGAAGACGAAGACGCAGGCGUUCAAUGAAUUGGCGGCGUACUUGAACGCACACACGACGAAUACCAAUCUUCCGACGCUCACCGGAGAAAACAUGCAGCAGCGCUGGCGAACGUACAAGACGAAGAAAUUCCAGCCCACGUUGAAGAAGAGCCGCACGGAAAUGGGUCUCAGGAUGACGAAGAAGGAGUUGAGGCAAGGCUUGUCAAUUCAAGCCAAGUUAGACAAGCUGUGCCCUCACUUUGCGCACUCUAAGUACGACGAGGACAAAGGAAAUCGUUCUGAAGAGAGACAUAGUGCUGAAAGCAGUGACGAGCAUCUCGGUGGAAGUGGAAGUGAUAACAACGACCAAAGUGAUGACGCUGAUGAAAUCUCCGCACGUAACGAUUUAGAUGAUAACCAAGAUGACGCUGCAGACGGACGCGUACCUACUAAUGACAACAAUGAGGCAUCGAGCAAGAAUACCGGAGUAAUUGAACCCGACAAUUCGUUUGAGCCGACUCCACCCGAAAGUGCUCUCUGGACCACAGGAGAAGAGGAUGAGUUACUCCCCCUGUCUUCCAUGCUAGAGCUGCUUGGAACCACGACACACGACCUCUCACGGCAGUAA